AUGUUUAUUCCAACUACACAAAAGGUUGUCUUGAUUGAUGGUAAGAGUGACGACUAUGAUGUUAUUAAGUAUCAGGAUUUUGCAGUGCCCUCGAUUGGCAGCACCGAUGUCCUUGUGAAGAAUAAGUACGCCGGUGUCAACUUCAUAGAAGCAUAUUUCCGUAAGGGAUACUACCCUUGUGAACUGCCAUAUGUUCUUGGUAGAGAGGCCAGUGGUGAAGUGGUUCAGGUUGGCUCAGAAGUGAAGGACUUCAAAAUUGGUGAUAAAGUUGCAUACCUGGGUGGAUCAACGUUUGCGCAAUACACAAAGAAGAGUACUGAGAAUCAUAUAAUGAACCUCGGACAAUCUUGUCCUGACGAGGACUUAAAACUCUAUGGAUCAUCCCUAGUGCAAUGUUUGACGGCCAUCUCUUUCAUUGAUGAAGCAUAUAAGGUCAUGGAAGGUGACUAUAUCUUGGUCUAUGCAGCAUCAGGUGGUGUUGGAUCCAUCUUGUGUCAAUUGAUUUCUCAAAGGAAAGCGCAUGUCAUCGCUGUGGCUUCCUCAGCUGAGAAAUUAGCAAUGGCAAAAGAAAAUGGCGCUGAGUUUUUAAUUAACUAUGCAGAGGAUGACAUCUUGGAGAAAGUCAUGCAAUAUACAAAUGGGAAAGGUGUUCAUGCUGCGUUUGAUUCCAUUGGUAAAGACACCUUUGAAACUGAUCUUGCUGCACUGCGCAGAAAGGGUACUUUAGUAUCAUUCGGUAACGCCUCAGGUAUGGUGCCACCAUUUGCAAUCAACAAAUUAUCUCCUAAAAACUUGAAGCUUCUAAGGCCCCAGGUAUACGGUUACUUGGGCACUAGAAGUGAGUGGGACCACUAUUGCUCUAUAUUCAAACACUUUGUUCAGUCUAAGAGCUUGAAAGUUGACAUUAGUGGCAUUUACCCGUUAUCUGAGUACGCAGAGGUUGCUAAAUUGCUUGAAAGGAGACAAACUACUGGAAAAGUAACUCUUGAAAUUCCUCAAUAA
Molecule: messenger RNA, 1002 nt
Organism: Nakaseomyces glabratus
Lineage: Eukaryota; Fungi; Ascomycota; Saccharomycetes; Saccharomycetales; Saccharomycetaceae
Gene: ZTA1
Product: NADPH:quinone reductase
Cellular component (GO): cytosol
Molecular function (GO): mRNA 3'-UTR AU-rich region binding; quinone reductase (NADPH) activity; zinc ion binding
Source: RefSeq, a predicted model, not a curated record